CUGUCUUUUGCACAGAGUAUCGGACAAAGACACCCUAAAUAACUUAAGUAAAUACCUGUACACUUAACAAAGGUAAGAGGAACUACCUUAGCACCUAACGAAGUUCUGUGGUUUUUUAAUACAGGAAAAAGGUCAGUAAAACCAAAUCUUUUCCUGUAUCUUUAGAGUUGUUCACUGUGUCAAUUCAGCCCAAGAACACAGAGGUUCAUGGAGUAAAAUUCUGUGUGUCAAUAUUUUGUUUUUCAACACAGGAUUUGAAGGAGUUUAAUAAUACCAGGCAAUGGACAUCAAACGGCAGACAGACAGUCAUCACUAGAUUAGAAGAAUGCUGCAGAAUAAGGAGACGGUCAUGAUGGAGGACCAGCAGAAAUCGGCAUACCAAAAGAUGCUAAACAACAUUGCAAAUGACCUUGACCUCUUGCUGAAUGACUUCUGCACAAUAUACCCAACCAAAGAAAAUCAAGUGACCUUCAAAGCAUAUGGAACGGGGCAGUCAUGCAAUUCCAGUCAUAUGGUGGGGGAGGAUAGCGCGUUUGGGACCCUAGCGUCCACCGACAGCUUCUCACACAACGAGAAAAACGAAUCGAUAAAAUCGGGACAUCUUGACAUCUUCGGAUUACAGCCACAACAGACCCUUCAAAUUCCCAGCAUUAUUAAUGAAUCGGAAGUAGGCCUGCCCAUUAGAACAUGCAGUGAAACAAACCUUGAACAGCGACACAUUUCCUUUCAUGAGCGCCUGACGAAGACACACCCCAUCUGGCACCUCCCAGAUAUCGGCAGAUCAGGGGCAGUUCAUCUCCUCAAGGACCGGGAACCAGGGACUUUCAUCAUCCGUAACUCCAGCCAAAGCAAUACUAUAGCUCUCUCAGCCCAGUUCCCCGAGAAAAACCGGGCCAAUGUGGACCACUAUCUCAUUCAACAUUCAGAGAAAGGCUUUAGAAUCCAAGGCUCACUGCAUUACUUUGCAUCUAUUUUUCAUCUCCUUGAUCAUUACCACCACUGGACUGACGAACUACCCUGUCCACUUCUUCUACCCCCCACCAUCCGUAGGGCAAAGACUCUUCAAGAAUUAACGUCUUUGUCAUAUUUAGGUCAAGAUUUCUGGACAUCCUACAAGUUUGAUAGAGGUUCCCAGAUGGACUUAUCCCUAAGCAAACCAAACCUUCACAAAUCCAAAAGUGAACCUAUAAACAUUGUCCAUGGCAGUCAUUGUGUUCUGCGAAAGCCCUCCCUGGCCUCUGAUCAGCAGGGUUCCUCAAGCACCCUGGAAACUCUGGGGAAAUCCUGCCAAUCUUCCUCCAGUAAAGGAAGUUUGAACCACACCCCCUCAAGUGUGGAGGAUAAUGUAGGGAGAGGGUUGGACCACAAGAGGCCCUCUAGAGAGGGAAGUUCUGCUGAAAGUCUUCUCUCUAAUGAAUCGGGGGGCAGGUCUGUUAAUCAGCCCUCUCAGACUUCACUGUACUUCACAACUUCUCUAGAUUUACUGAACAUUCCAGAGGAGAACCAAUAUUUCAAAAGUAAUCUGUCAGACAAGAUGUCAGAUUAUGAGGACAUUUGGAGGCAUUCCAUUUCUUCACAUGGUGUGCUUAGUCCUGCUCCCCCAACACCAAAGAAAAAAUCCAGUAAGAAAGGAAAGAGGAAAGAAAGAAUGUCAGUGAAAGAAACAAUCAAGGAAAAAGAAGCUGUAGAUUCAGAAAAUGUGUGUGAUAGCAAUAUUCCCAACUCAGUGCCAGAGAAAGAGUUAAAGUAUGAUCUCAAUGCUUCCACUUUCCCUUCCCCAAAACCUAAAUCCAGCAUUCACAGGACUUUGAGUUUGGAUGACUACAAGAUAAAAAAUGCCAUACGUAGUGAAGAUGUGGAUGCUGAUCUUUUAGAUGAGAAGUUUAACACUAGUUCUGUACAAACUCAGACUAGUCCAAAAAUGAAAACAAAACCCUCCCCACUCCCUGUCAAUGAUGACUCUUCAUCCACAUCGACUGCUCUGUCUUCUGCAAAAAGCCCUGUGUAUGCAGAACCAUUUGACUCACUAAAUGAUGCAGAAAUGAAGAAAGUUAAUCGAAGAUCAGCUCCAGCAAUGGGAAUCCAUAAAAGGAAGGCAAGAGCGGUCUCACAGACUCCUGAGCUGGAGACAAUAUUCUCUCCAGGAUAUGACAAUGAAGAUGGAAAUCAGACAUUUGAAAAUUUUGAAGUUCAAAACUCAGACAUUGGUCCAAACCGUGUUGACCAUAAAGCAUUACGGAGAACUCAAAGUGCCAAAGUUAAUUCAAAUAGGAAAUCUGAAAAAGACUCAUUACCACCUUCAAUAAGUGCCUUGCGUCUGGAUAGCAAAAAUUUAGUGAUUAAGAAAAAUUGUAAACAGUCCAGGAGCAAAACUAACAUUAUGUCUACCAAUAAGAGUGUUAGUUGCAUUCACCAAAGCCGAGAAUUUUCUUGGGAGGAACUGUCUAAAGAGCAACAAAGUGAAGUGACCUCGACACUGAGGAAGUUUCCAGUGUACAAGAGGAAGAUAUCUUGUGAAUCCUCAUCCACAGAUGGAACAGCUACAAUGGAGGACAUGAUAUCCUCUGUUAAUCCCUCACUGACUGUCCGACCGGUGCAAUUUCUAAAUCCUUUACAACAACGAAACAGCCCUUCAGAAUAUGAUAACUUAAAAAAUCCAACUACAGACAAUAAACGCCAGUCUCACGUUAGUACUGGCACUGUGUUUUGCAAGCCUUGGGAUAAUGUGUCUUUUGAAGCUUUAAUGAAUCCAAAAUUUGUCCCUCCCAUGGAUGUGAAUGAGAGAAUUCAGGCCUGGCAAGCUGCCCAUCAAGGGAGGGACAGUUUGUUAUCAGACAGUACAUUAGACUAUGUGUCUGAGGAUGAUGAUGAUGAAGAAGAUGAUGAUGGUGAUAAUUGGGAUGACGCUCCCAAAGUUUUUGUUCAUCCUCCGUCUUCGUCGGGAGGAAGUGUUGUGAACCAUUCUUGUAAUCCACAGCCUUCUAGUCAGUUACCACCACAAAUCCCACCACAGAUACCACCCAAAUUAUUCCCACUUCAGGAUUAUCCAGAUGUGUGUAAGACUGCAAUGAAAUCAGUGAUAGAAAAUCGACUCUCCAUUCAUAGCUAUGGAGGUUUUGGAGAUAGUUUUCCCAAAUCUCCAGAAACCAAUGUUGUCCACCAUAUGCCAUUGCCACCAUCUGCAGAUGAAAAUAGAGAUUGUAAGCAAAAGACACCAGAAUCCAAAAUUAUUGAUUACAUUUGCAGGCUUUCUAAAGAUAAAAAGACAACAUUUGGCUGUACCAUAGAGAACUUUAUACAGUGUACAUUGGAAAGCCAGGAAACAAACCCACACCAUGUCACCAGAAAUGUUCGUCAGUUUAUGACUGGAAUAAGGAACUAUCUGGUCAAGCAUGGGGAAGGUGAGCUGGAAGACCUGAUUGAGCAUGAGCGCGCUCGACUGAGACAGAACGAGAUCCUCAACAUUGACAACAUCAUCGAGCGCUCACUCCACAUCUGUGUUCUCCAUCCACUAAAACUCCACAUCUAUGACCUCUUUGUCACAGAGUACACAAGAAAUGGUAGUUUACAGAAGCUCUCCAGCAACAUUAAAUAUGCCAGAACAAAGUCAGCUAAAGACAUAGGGAUCAGGCCUGAUAUUCCUCUCCCAGAUUCUGGUACCAUGGAUACCAUUAAGAGCCAUCUACACAGUAUGCAGAAAGCAUACUCUCCUCUAAAGAAAAUGGAGCAUCUACUGGCAGCAACAUCUACUAUCUACAAAUGUAUGACACAAAAUAUCAGCAGAAAGGAGGGAGUUGUGACAAUAGGAGCUGAUGAUUUCUUGCCAAUGUUGAUCUUUGUGUUGGUGCAUUGUGGGAUGGUGGCAGCAGAAAUAGAGGCUGACUAUAUGUGGGGGCUAAUUCAUCCCUCCCUGCUCAAUGGAGAGGGGGGAUACUAUCUCACUUCUCUCAGCAGUGCUGUACUAGCCCUCAAAAACUUCCAAAAUAUGCAGGGAACACCCAGUGAUUCUCAGCAGGUGGAGGUCCCGGCUCUUGGUGACAUGGAGGGUUUUUUGAAGGUAGCCAUUCCUGAUGAACUGCGGGAUGCGAUCAUCUGGAAAACACUCCCUGUCCGACCUAACAUGAAUACUAAGGAUGUCUGUUCCAUGAUUGCUCAUAAGUUCCGGAUCACAAACCCCCAGGACUACGGCCUUUAUCUACUGGUCCAGGGAGAAGAAACUCGUCUUGGUGACAUGAAUAUUCCUCAGGUGAUAAAAUCUGAGAACAGCUCCCAUGGAAAACAGCCAGUAUUUGCUUACAAACGCAAUGCUGCAAUCAUAGCCUGGCCCAUGUCAGUCAAAAGGCAACAGAACUGCUGAAUGCAAAGAGAGUACAAGAAUGAAAAAAAGAUGCUCAAUUUGAAGGAGACAUUUUUUACAUGAAUUUUUUCACUGUUGAAUCUUUAGAAUUUCUCAGUUGAGUAAAAGGGAUUUUUUUUAUUAAGAGAUUUGUGUGAGUUACAGAUCAAAAUUUCAGUGAGGCUUAAAGAAAUCUGUAUUAAGUUUCUGCUUGAAUUAUUGAUACACUUUAUCAAAUUUCCUUCCUCUCAAACAAAGUUUGGGGGAUUUGAUACUAAGUCAUAGGAAUCUUUUUUUCUCUCAACAUGUUCUUGCAAUCAUUUUUGUGCCAUAAUCUUCUAAUGGAUAGACAUUGCAAGCCCAUACUUUAUACAAGGAUUGCUUUAAGGUUUGUCAUGACAUUGAUUUACUUGCAGAUUAAGCAAAAAAUCUACAUCCAGUUCAUAAUUUUCUAAUGAAGAAACAUGAAAAGUUCAUACUUUUGACAAAAAUUACCUCAAACCUGAGGGCAUAUCAUUACCUUGACCCAAGAUCAUUUAAUCAAGUUCAAGGUCACUUGGGAAAAAAAUAUAUCUCUUCUGUCCCGGUCAUGUCCUUUAGUGGAGGAAUAUUUGAACCUCAUUCUUGGCACAAAAAUUUCUAAAUAAUUCAUGAGUACUUGAAGCUACUUUGUGACAAUUAGAUUUCUCUGACAUGAAGUAAUUUUCAAAAAAAGCCUAUUUUAACAAAAUCAAGGUCAUAAAUAGAGAAAAAUAUAUUUUGAUAAAUUGGUCACAGAACAAAAUAAAAAUCUUGUAUGCAACAUCAAAAUUGGCCAACACCAUAUGACUGUCUCUUAGAUCCCAUUGGCUUAUUGUUUUCUGAAGGGUUGAAGUGUUUCUAAAGAAAAAAUUCUAAAGAUAAAAUCUGAUAAGUUUUUAGUUUGAUACUGAAGUAAAGAAAAAUUAAUACAAACAAUAAUUAGCUGUAUAACUACUCAUAAAUACUAUAUUUUCUAAUAAUUACUUCUGAAUCAGUAAUUUUAUUCAAAUCACACGUAUUUCAUUGCUUAGUUUGCCUUGACAGAGAUAUGUAUUGCUUGAUUACAAAGCAACAAAGUUAAGGCUAGCAAUUAAGCUUUUGUGACAUACUUUAAAAUUAAUUCCAUUGAGAGGAAAGACAUUUUUAGCUCUUCUGAGCCAAAGGCUCAAAGAGCUAAU
Messenger RNA from Saccostrea cuccullata (small rock oyster), 5535 nucleotides. RefSeq lists its product as uncharacterized. The record is from RefSeq and is a predicted model, not a curated record. NCBI's taxonomy places the organism in Eukaryota, Metazoa, Mollusca, Bivalvia, Ostreida, Ostreidae. Bases 326 to 4357 code for a protein of 1343 amino acids. The transcript is spliced from 17 exons. Gene Ontology annotation, cellular component: cytosol; endocytic vesicle. Gene Ontology annotation, biological process: signal transduction; vesicle-mediated transport. Gene Ontology annotation, molecular function: small GTPase binding; guanyl-nucleotide exchange factor activity.